Molecule: messenger RNA, 1002 nt
Organism: Seriola dumerili (greater amberjack)
Lineage: Eukaryota; Metazoa; Chordata; Actinopteri; Carangiformes; Carangidae
Product: low affinity immunoglobulin gamma Fc region receptor II-like
Exons: 7
Coding region: 1-1002 (333 amino acids)
Biological process (GO): cell surface receptor signaling pathway
Molecular function (GO): transmembrane signaling receptor activity
Source: RefSeq, a predicted model, not a curated record
AUGGAGGACUCGUCUCUGCGACGUCUGCUCUGGCUGAUCCUGUCGCUGUGCUGCGUGUCCGCCAAAGCUGGUCUGACGGUGAGUCCCAGCAGCUCUCAGCUGUUUAAAGGAGCCUCUGUCUCUCUGAGCUGUGAGGAGGACGACAGCUCUGCUGGAUGGAGGCUGAGGAGGAACACCACCAGAGAAACCAGGACUCAGUGUGGAGCUGACUGGGGAAGAUCAGCUGGUUCUUCCUGUAACAUCAGCUACAUCCUCCCAGGCGACAGUGGAGUUUACUGGUGUGAGUCCAGAGAGGGAGCAACCAGUAACAGCAUCAGCAUCACUGUCACUGGUGGAGCAGUGAUCCUGCAGAGUCCUGUCCUCCCUGUGAUGGAGGGACAUGAUGUCACUCUGCACUGUAAAACAAAGACCCCUCCCUCCAACCUCCCAGCUGCUUUCUAUAAAGAUGGCUCCCUCAUCAAAGAGACUACAGGUCACAUGACCAUCCACCAUGUUGACAAGUCUGAUGAAGGCCUCUACAGCUGUGACAUCAGAGGUCAUGGAGAGUCUCCGCCCAGCUGGAUCACUGUCACAGGAAACCCCCCCACUCCUCCUGCAACUCUCUGUGGUUCUGGUUGCUCCUCCCCCUCCGGUGAAUCUCCUCCACUCACAGUGUUGUGGUCCGUCUGUGGUCUGAUUGUUCUGGUUGUUCUGGUUCUGCUGGUGAGACGACGCUUCCUGAGGAAACCUACAGGUCCAGAGGAAGAGGCAGGACUUGAUGACAUCACAGAUGACAUCACAUCAUCACAUCACCUACAAAACCCGAGCAGACAAAGCGGAGAGACUGAUGCAGCUGCAGUUUACGCAGCAGUGAGAAGAACAGCAGACGUCAGAGGUACAACAGGCUCCGCCCACAGAGGUCACGAGUGUUUAUCACAUGAUCCAUGUGUGUGUCCACCUGACCCAGGGAUCGUCUACUCUUCACUCAGGUUCUCACCAGGUUCUCACCAGUCUGACCACUGA